AUGAAUAUUGAUAAAUAUGCUGUCAUACAUCGUGAACAAUUAGAAAAACUUAUUUAAUCUACUUAAUUCUAACCUCUACCCAAUCAACCAAUACUCACAUACUCUUAUAAAUUUAGGUAUCAACUUUUUAUAUUUUUUUAGAUACGAUCUCAAAAAAUAAGAUCAAACCAAAAGUAGGUUCUGUCCAGAUCCACUCAUUAGUAAAGAAUAUGAAAGAGUCCUUUAUGAAAAAUUUAAUGCUUAUUGA
Paramecium sonneborni is the source of this 247-nucleotide messenger RNA. The record is from the annotation of a GenBank genome assembly. NCBI's taxonomy places the organism in Eukaryota, Ciliophora, Oligohymenophorea, Peniculida, Parameciidae.